Macrosteles quadrilineatus (aster leafhopper) is the source of this 1844-nucleotide messenger RNA. Its product is annotated as putative leucine-rich repeat-containing protein DDB_G0290503. Lineage: Eukaryota; Metazoa; Arthropoda; Insecta; Hemiptera; Cicadellidae. The coding region runs from base 1 to 1746 and encodes 581 amino acids. The transcript is spliced from 19 exons. The record is from RefSeq and is a predicted model, not a curated record.
AUGUUUACAGGGAGGGAGGUGGUGUUACAACUGGAGGCCAACCAGGCUGUACAGAAGGAUCAGCUGGAGGCCAAGUCUCAUGAGCUACUGCAGAUGGUGUCUCAGGAGGUAGUGUUACAACUGGAAGCCAACCAGGCUGUACAGAAGGAUCAGCUGGAGGCCAAGUCUCAUGAGCUACUGCAGAUGGUGUCUCAGGAGGUGGUGUUACAACUGGAGGCCAACCAGGCUGUACAGAAGGAUCAGCUGGAGGCCAAGUCUCAUGAGCUACUGCAGAUGGUGUCUCAGGAGGUAGUGUUACAACUGGAAGCCAACCAGGCUGUACAGAAGGAUCAGCUGGAGGCCAAGUCUCAUGAGCUACUGCAGAUGGUGUCUCAGGAGGUGGUGUUACAACUGGAGGCCAACCAGGCUGUACAGAAGGAUCAGCUGGAGGCCAAGUCUCAUGAGCUACUGCAGAUGGUGUCUCAGGAGGUAGUGUUACAACUGGAAGCCAACCAGGCUGUACAGAAGGAUCAGCUGGAGGCCAAGUCUCAUGAGCUACUGCAGAUGGUGUCUCAGGAGGUGGUGUUACAACUGGAAGCCAACCAGGCUGUACAGAAGGAUCAGCUGGAGGCCAAGUCUCAUGAGCUACUGCAGAUGGUGUCUCAGGAGGUAGUGUUACAACUGGAAGCCAACCAGGCUGUACAGAAGGAUCAGCUGGAGGCCAAGUCUCAUGAGCUACUGCAGAUGGUGUCUCAGGAGGUAGUGUUACAACUGGAAGCCAACCAGGCUGUACAGAAGGAUCAGCUGGAGGCCAAGUCUCAUGAGCUACUGCAGAUGGUGUCUCAGGAGGUGGUGUUACAACUGGAAGCCAACCAGGCUGUACAGAAGGAUCAGCUGGAGGCCAAGUCUCAUGAGCUACUGCAGAUGGAGGUGGUGUUACAACUGGAAGCCAACCAGGCUGUACAGAAGGAUCAGCUGGAGGCCAAGUCUCAUGAGCUACUGCAGAUGGUGUCUCAGGAGGUGGUGUUACAACUGGAAGCCAACCAGGCUGUACAGAAGGAUCAGCUGGAGGCCAAGUCUCAUGAGCUACUGCAGAUGGUGUCUCAGGAGGUGGUGUUACAACUGGAAGCCAACCAGGCUGUACAGAAGGAUCAGCUGGAGGCCAAGUCUCAUGAGCUACUGCAGAUGGUGUCUCAGGAGGUGGUGUUACAACUGGAAGCCAACCAGGCUGUACAGAAGGAUCAGCUGGAGGCCAAGUCUCAUGAGCUACUGCAGAUGGUGUCUCAGGAGGUGGUGUUACAACUGGAAGCCAACCAGGCUGUACAGAAGGAUCAGCUGGAGGCCAAGUCUCAUGAGCUACUGCAGAUGGUGUCUCAGGAGGUAGUGUUACAACUGGAAGCCAACCAGGCUGUACAGAAGGAUCAGCUGGAGGCCAAGUCUCAUGAGCUACUGCAGAUGGUGUCUCAGCUUGAAACUGUCCGAGAAGAGUCUGCUCGUCAGGUGGCGAGAGUGAAGGAGCGUAGUGAGAUGAUCCGCAAGUGUCUGCAAGCUCAGAUAGCUGAGAUGGAGAGAGAGGUGGCUCAGUGCCGAGCGGCCGCUGCCUUUGCCAACAGGGAGAGGGACGAGAUAAGAUCCAAACUGCAAAUGGAGAUUUGUUUGCUUUCUGAAAACUUCCAUGAUUCUCAAAAUCGAAUAAUUCAGCUACAACAGCACGUCAACUAUCUCAGUGCUUCCCAUCCAACUACGCUGAUAGACCUGGUGCAGUGAUCACUGGUCGUAACAGUUAUUUCAAAAUUUUGAAAGUAUAAGACGUGUAAAUGUAUGUUUUAAAUUUUAGUGUAUUAUAAUGUAAAUAAAUUAUUUAU